This is a messenger RNA of Xyrauchen texanus (razorback sucker), 1142 nucleotides long. Its product is annotated as peroxiredoxin-1. The coding region runs from base 65 to 664 and encodes 199 amino acids. NCBI's taxonomy places the organism in Eukaryota, Metazoa, Chordata, Actinopteri, Cypriniformes, Catostomidae. The transcript is spliced from 6 exons. The record is from RefSeq and is a predicted model, not a curated record. Gene Ontology annotation, biological process: cell redox homeostasis; cellular response to stress; removal of superoxide radicals. Gene Ontology annotation, cellular component: cytosol. Gene Ontology annotation, molecular function: thioredoxin peroxidase activity.
CCGCCGUGAGUUCACUUCAUUCAUUCAUUGACUGUCUCGGACUGCGGAUACACCCAGGCAGAGAAUGGCAGCUGGAAAAGCUCAUAUUGGGAAGACUGCUCCAGACUUUACAGCCAAAGCUGUGAUGCCAGAUGGACAGUUUAAAGAUCUCAAGUUGUCUGACUACAGAGGGAAAUAUGUAGUGUUAUUCUUCUACCCACUGGACUUCACCUUUGUGUGCCCCACUGAGAUCAUUGCCUUCAGUGAUGCAGUGGAGGAGUUCAGAAAAAUCAACUGUGAGGUCAUUGGUGCCUCUGUUGAUUCCCACUUCUGUCACCUUGCCUGGAUUAACACCCCUCGUAAGCAAGGUGGUUUGGGACAUAUGAAUGUCCCGCUGGUGGCAGAUUCCCUUCGCUCCAUAUCUCAAGAUUAUGGAGUACUUAAGGAAGAUGAGGGUAUUGCCUACAGAGGUCUUUUCAUCAUCGACGACAAAGGCAUUCUGAGGCAGAUAACCAUCAAUGACCUGCCAGUGGGCCGAUCCAUUGAUGAAACCCUGCGCUUGGUCCAGGCAUUUCAGUUCACCGAUAAACAUGGAGAAGUUUGCCCUGCCGGAUGGAAGCCCGGAGAGGACACAAUUAAGCCUGACGUCCAGAAAAGCAAAGACUUCUUCUCCAAACAAAAUUAAACGCACAAGACUGUGUAGCAUAGUCUAACAGGUCCUGUACUGAGACGGUCUAUAGUAAAUGAGUUACAUUAAGUACUACUGGUUAGUCUAGAACAUUUGUGUAGGAGUGGUAUUGGUAUUUAUAUUGUGAGAAAGAAAGACAUUAGGACCAAAGUGAAUCAUGGUCAAAACCAACUGAAAUGUUUUGUAACCUUUAAGUUAGUACAUAAAAAUUUUCUUAUUGUUCCUUUUGUUGUGAAAAGAAAUGUUGUAUUGUGGGGACAAGCUUGUUUGUCAAAAUGCUUGUAUUUCAAACAAUGAACCAUUUUUUUGAACAAAAACUUUUGACUGUUAAUUUUGCCUUUCCUUGAAAUUGUGCAAUUUAACUAACUUGGUUUGUAGGAUUACAUGAAUUGAGUUGGUUUGCUUUCUAACCCUUAACUGCAUGGGUGUGUAGCCAAAUAUUAUUACAUACUCGGCAUGUAUAUUUAUCACAUGG